AUGUUGCGCUCGCCUCGCCGCGAGGCGUCGGAAAACUUUGUGCACAUCGAGCUCAACAGCCAUACGAAGUGCCAACCCACCGCUCAAGAAGCCUGUCCUCUCGAAGUAACCGCAACAAUUAGCUCUACAGACUAAAACCUCGAUGCACUCCAAAGACUGACCCUCAGAAGACCACCCCGAAGUGACGACCAUCGCCUGGAUCGUUUCCAGCCCUUCAACCUUGUGGAACAGCGUCUCCUUUGCCAGGUAUUCGACUUCGGCCCGUAAUCGGAUCGAGAGCGGCGAGAUGGCCCCCCCGCCAUCCUGGACUCGCGAACCGACGGCGCAAAUCGCAGCGAGCAGGAACGGCGAGCGUUUGCGGAUCGAGUCAUACGUGUCGUACCGUGGGUCGAAGCAAGCGAGUACUCGGUGCGAUCCCGAGAAGUACCUAUGA
This is a messenger RNA of Microbotryum saponariae, 433 nucleotides long. NCBI's taxonomy places the organism in Eukaryota, Fungi, Basidiomycota, Microbotryomycetes, Microbotryales, Microbotryaceae. The record is from the annotation of a GenBank genome assembly.